AAUGCCCCCCUCCAUGAAUCUGCAGUGGGUCAGUCCUCUCCUUUAGCGCCAUGCAAUUCAUCCCCAGCCGAGUAAUCCCUCCCCUGCCCCGACCUAUGUACCACGCAAGCAACUCUUCUCCUUUAGACUCCUGCAAUUCAUUCCCACCCCGCAGAAGUUGCCAUCUCUAAUCCACCCCCACGCAUCAUACCGUGGGUCAUUCCCUUCCUCGAGCAUCAUACGGUUCAUUUAACCUGGGGCAGCGGUGGUGGAGGGGUAGAUUGUGUCGACUGGACUGGACUGGACUGGACUGGACCAUCCUCCCCUCCCGAGACGGGGAGAAAAUGUUUUUUGGGAGCAGCCCCAUGCAGGCGAGGUAGAGAGAUCAGCAGGAAGGCUGGGCUUUCUGGUACAGUGAGUAGGGUGAAAGGGAUCCAGCAGCACUUGUGUAACGGCCCCUUCUCCAGUCCCCCAGCAGCAGUUCCCAGCAGGAUUUGAAUCCUGGCCCUUCAGCUCUGCAGCAUAAAGCACCCCUUAGAGCUGAAGAGGUAGCUGUAUUAGUUGGCAGCUAUAGUAGGCUGUUAUCCUAUAUGUUGAUUAGCUUCUGUGGGCGGGACAUGACACACGCUGCCAGUAGGAUACACUCUCACUUCCUCAGCACUAGACAGGGCUCACCUAACAAUCCAGCUAACCCCAAAGCAGGCCCGGGUAUUGCAGGGGAGGAGGCUGCCUCAGUGGAGAAUGGGACAGGGAGCCUUUCGGUGCCGCCCCUCUGGGUAAAAGAGGGCCUGAGGGCAGGGCCUGCACUCAGCUAUCUGCUCUCUCUGUUCCACAGCUGCCCUGUGCCCCUGGAGAAGCUCCGCUUGGCUCAGCGCCUCAGGCUGGUUGACAGGAGGCUACAGGACGUGGCCAGACACCUGGAGGAAGUUCUGAUGCCGCCGAGUGUGUCGACAUCUGCCACGAGCCAGUUCUCCUACUCCUCCAGGGAAUCCACCACCUCUGCCCUCCGGAGUCCCAGCUCCUUUUCCCUGAGAGAAGCCUCCGUGACUUGGUCAGAGCCCCUCUGCCACACAAGGGAUAUCAUGCCUGUCGCAAGCUGGGAAGGAUCCACUCAUCCCAUCCAAGCCCAGCCUCUCCCCAGGCCUCCUGCCCACAGCAGACGAGACCGGCGAGAGCAGAACAUAGGUCUGGACCCGAUGUCAGCCCAUGGCUCAGACUUCAACAUCCGACAGAAGCAUCUGCAGAGCCAGCUGGGGCUCCACAAACCCCAUCCGGGAGAGCCAUUGCUGGGUGAGCAGGACACCAAGCAGCAAUGGGAAUUCAACACAGAUCGCCCAAAUGUGGAUUUCCAGCAAAGGUCCCAAAGCCCCUGA
Molecule: messenger RNA, 1352 nt
Organism: Mauremys reevesii (Reeves's turtle)
Lineage: Eukaryota; Metazoa; Chordata; Testudines; Geoemydidae
Exons: 2
Coding region: 570-1352 (260 amino acids)
Source: RefSeq, a predicted model, not a curated record